UGCCCGAUCUGUCUCUCCAUCGUUCGCUCUACGCAUACCUUCAUGGAGUGCCUGCAUCGUUUCUGUCAGGAAUGCAUUGAAAAGUACCUGAGAUUAGGGCAGAAAGAAUGUCCCAAGUGCCGCGUUAAGGUGUCGUCCAGGAGAGCUUUACGUGCCGAUCCUCAAUUUGACAAGCUCAUCCAAGCGUUCUAUCCGGACAUCGAUGCGUAUGAGGAGAAGGAAGAGGAGUUUAUCUCCAAGGUC
This is a messenger RNA of Guillardia theta CCMP2712, 243 nucleotides long. RefSeq lists its product as hypothetical. The transcript has 4 exons. NCBI's taxonomy places the organism in Eukaryota, Cryptophyceae, Pyrenomonadales, Geminigeraceae. Gene Ontology annotation, molecular function: metal ion binding. The record is from RefSeq and is a predicted model, not a curated record. The annotation marks the transcript as partial.